AUGAUUUGGGAUUGUUUAUUGUCAGUAGUUUUUGGACUAAUACUUAGGAAUUUGGUCAAGACAUAUGCAUCGAAAAACUUUCUGGAUAGCCUAACAUAUUCAUCAUUAGAUCAGUGGGACUCUGUUAAUGAAGGGAUUUAUUUACAAAAGCUUGGGAUUUCUGCCUAUGAUGGUGAUGUAGUACAUCAGCCUCCUUUGUCGUUAUUAAUGUGGUCUUACUUAUUGAAGCUGACGGAUGGAGAUGGAACUUCUUAUCAUUUGGCUCUUGAAUUCAUCUUGCUGAUUUCCUUGUUCAUGUUUUGCGGAACAGCGUUUAAUUAUUUUCUCUCGACUCAACAUAGCGACAAGUCUUUUGUACAUGAUUCAUCGAAGCACCUCUUAUUGAAAGAAAUAGAUUUUCGAAAGCUUCAGGCACUUUCGGUGAUAUGGUACGCGCUUAAUCCUUACUCAAUACUGAUUUCAGCUGCUCAGUCGACAGCUGUUGUGUACAAUAUUGUCUUUUUAUGGAUCAAUCUAUGUUUGUGUAGAGGUCAUCUGUUAUUGGCUGCUGCUCUUUGCGCUGUUGGAUGUUACAUUCGUAUAUAUCCAGGAUAUUUAAUGUUUCCAGUUUUAGCUGCUGCUUACAAUGAGUUUCCUAAUAAAUCGAAAGGAAUAAUAUCUCAUUUACUUAAUCUUCUCCCACUAUUGGUUACUUUCAUUGGAAGUUAUUCAAUUUUAUUAUGGAUUAGUUCGAUUGUACAAAAUCAUGAUUGGAGUUUUUUAACAUCAAUUUAUUGGAAUACUAUCAUUGUAGCUGAUUGUACACCUCAAAUGGGUAUCUUUUGGUACAUGUUUGUUGAAAUGUUUGAUCAUUUCAGUGUGUUUUUCACAUGGGUUUUCCAACUACUCAUUUUCAGUAUAGUAGUUGGCUUGACAAUUAAAUUCAAUCGAAAUCCAUUAUAUACAUGCCAUUUAAUAUCAUUUGUUAUCAAUGUAUUACAACCAUAUCACAAUAUUGGACAACUAGGUCUCCUUAUAUCUAACCUAACAAUAUGGAGUCAUCUUUAA
Schistosoma spindalis is the source of this 1047-nucleotide messenger RNA. Lineage: Eukaryota; Metazoa; Platyhelminthes; Trematoda; Strigeidida; Schistosomatidae. The record is from the annotation of a GenBank genome assembly.